CAUGUGAGAGGAAUGGAUAAGGAGAGUGAGAAAUGGGCCCGAAUCCUAUGGGACUACCUUCAUCUGCAUCAUCAUCUUGAAAAAAGUGAUGUGAUAAUUGGCUUGGGCUGUCAUGACCUGCGGGUUGCUGAGAGGUCAGCUGCUCUCUUUUUGGAAGGAUGGGCUCCCUGGCUGCUCUUCACUGGCAACCUGGGCAAACAGACUGCAGGUGUGUGGACCAGACGAGAGGCUGAUGUUUUUUUGGAUGUGGCUCUGCGGAUGGGGGUUCCUGGGAGGAACAUCCUGUUGGAGACUGAGGCUACAAACACUGGAGAGAAUAUCCGCUUCUCCCACAGAGUCCUCAAGGAGAGGAACAUUCCAGUUUCCAGGGUGAUCCUGGUGCAGCAGCCCUUCAUGGAGCGAAGGGUCUAUGCCACCUUUCUGCGUCAGUGGCCUGAACAGGUGGAGCUCACACGUGCUAUCGUGACCUCACCCCAGUUAGGCAUUUUUGAAUACCCUCACCCUACUGUUGGCACAGCUUCAGAUCUCAUCUGUUACAUGCUUGGCGUGGUGGAGAGAAUUCAGGACUAUCCUCAUAAAGGCUUCCAGGUGGAACAACAGCUCCCAUCCAGUGUACUGUCUGCAUACCACUGGUUCCUCCAGGCUGGCUACAGCCCCAAGUAAACAACACACGCUGUAAUUACUGGUGCAAAGAGUGCAGUUAUUUAUUAAAUCAGUGUUUUGACGAUUUCUCCAGA
Xiphias gladius (swordfish) is the source of this 737-nucleotide messenger RNA. RefSeq lists its product as uncharacterized. The transcript is spliced from 5 exons. Gene Ontology annotation, cellular component: plasma membrane. Lineage: Eukaryota; Metazoa; Chordata; Actinopteri; Istiophoriformes; Xiphiidae. The record is from RefSeq and is a predicted model, not a curated record. The coding region runs from base 13 to 663 and encodes 216 amino acids.